Nerophis lumbriciformis (worm pipefish) is the source of this 5789-nucleotide messenger RNA. Lineage: Eukaryota; Metazoa; Chordata; Actinopteri; Syngnathiformes; Syngnathidae. The record is from RefSeq and is a predicted model, not a curated record.
CAAUUGAAAAGAUAAAUGAAGAAAUACGGGUCUUUGAGCAGGGUUCAUUGGUGCACAAACUGCAAAAGAAUAAGAUGUUAGAGAUUAACAGCUUGCCAGUUCACCUCGCUAAGGUCAACAACAUGUUUGCCAUUGCACCGUCUUGUCCCCAAGUUUCAAGGAUCCAAGGAUUUCCAUCAGUACCUCAAAGCAAAGCCAAUAUGAUCAGUUUGCGAGCUUGCUGCCCAAAGGCUUCAUGCGCGAAAGGAUUUGCAUCCAUCACUACAGGCCCAGUGACAAGGUGGGUGAAUGAAACCAAGCCCAUAUUAAUCACAACUAACAGGGAAAAGGCAGAGCACAUUUUUAAUCUUUCUGGACACAAAUACAGCCAGAACAACAAAGUGAGAAUGCUCACUUCGUGCCCUAAAAAGGCCAUAGUCCAUGGCUUUCCAUCUGCUCACAUAAUUAACAAAGCACCAGAUAUGGUGAGCUUAUACACAUUAGCGCCCUGCGUUUCUCGUGUCCCAGGAUUCCCAUCAGCUAGGAUGCUUAGCUUUGACGUUCGUACACAUAACCAUUCUUCCAUUUUGUUAGUGGAGCAGAAGAAUGAGAAGGAGAGGAUUACCAUUGCCAGUUAUGCAUCAGAAAGUCACAAUUAUACACCAGAGAAAAUUAUGCAAAUGCUAUCACUAGCUUCAUCAAGUCCACAUCACACUAGAAUUCAUGGCUGUCCCAGUAACUCCAUCUUGGAUUCAACAUGGAGGGAAAGUGGAGAUGAUGAAAAUGAGUCAUACGAAGAAACCCAACGUGUUGCAUAUGAGGAAAGUUUCCGAGGCACUACAAGUCAAAGCAUGGGUUCAUUAUAUGCUAACGGCAUCACAAAUGGAGUAAAAACACAACAGAAACAAAUAGAUAUAUCAGAGCCAGACGGAAUCUCAGGCUGGGAAGUACUGGAGCUAGAAGGAACAUUGACUGGAAAACAGACAGAAUCUUCCUUAUCAGCCAAAGAGGAUGAUACUUCAGGAUUAGUACACACUAUUGUGGGUGUUCUUCAUAAAGGUUAUGAAACCGUAGCGUCCAUGUUGGGGCCGUCCAGCUCUGCUGUGGAUGAAAGUCCUCUCCAACUGAAAGCUCUGACUGUGAUGCCUUCGCAUGAUGAGGUGUCACAACAGUGUUUUGUCGACACAAGAAGCAUACAGGAGCUUGUUCCUGUUGAUAACCACUUUGAGGACUGUGGACCAUGUCCUUCUGCUGAGAAACCACUACGAAAUGAAGUGGUUCCUCCAUCACCAGAUGCACACAGUGAUGAUGGCUUUUUGAUGUGUGUAACUAUGAAGAAAUGGCCACCAUUGACUGAGGAAAACUUGGCUGGGACGUCAGUGGAGGAUAGAAUUAAGAACAAUCAAUGUCCUACAAAUGACCACGACUUACCAGUGUCCACUGAAUGUCUGUUAGUCAGCCACCAGACUGCCAGUGAUCUUCCAACACUGUCCAAACUGGAUGUAGGCCCUCAAAAAGCAAGUUGUGAUGAAAGCACCCUCCAUCCUUCAUUAAGUCCAUUAUUGGCUGGAAUUCUCAAAGACGCAACCUCAGAUGAUGAGAAUUUUUGUACAGUUAUUUCUCAGAUGAACACAACUGUGGAAGACAUUCAACAAAGAGAGUGUGAACUACAACGGCCAAAGCACAAACAGAAAAUAGAUGGUCUGUCUGAGGUUGUUCAAACCCAGUCUUGUGCAAUAACAUCCACACCACCUACCACAUACUUUUCUGUUUCUUCUGGUAGAAGCCUACCUGUAGAUUUGGCUGAAUGUGUCCAUCAACAACAACUGGAUAUUGAAAGUGUUGACGGUAGUUUUCCUCAGAAAAGUGUCCCAAGCAAGCCUGUGAGAAGAAAAGAGCGUGUCACCACUGAAACAGCUAACAAUGAAGCGCUUCCUACUACACCUGUAAACAUCAAACAAGGUUAUUGUGAAUCGGAUGUCCUACAGACAGACACAGAAAAGAAUGAGAUUACUCCAUCUGUCCAGGGUCAAGGGUCUUUCUCUUCCAAAAAAAAGGAACUUCAAUACGUCGCACCAAAACAAGAGCAGCUUUAUGUCAAGCAACAUGAGUCCUUCUCCAUUAUCAAAAUGAUUGGUCCUAAACAAAGUGGCAGGAAAUGUCAACCCAUCCCAAAGCCUCGUGCCAGGAAAUGUUUGAGUGGCUUUUUCUCAGAUGACAUCACAUUAGCAGAACAUGGAAAACCUCAGGCUACAGGAGAUGAAGCCUCUAAAUGGAAAGCGGAAGUGUCAGUGGUGCACUUGACGAAAAGCAGACUACAAGAAGUAGACAGUACAUCAGGACCCUCAAUAUUUCCUAUACCAAAACCAAGGAUCAAGAAUCGUCUUAGUGCUUCAUUUUCAGAUGUGACGACACUUUCUUCCUUGUUCGACGCAGCCGCUGACAUCUCUGAAAGACAACUUGACCUAGACCAACACGACCAGUCAAGCUGGCCUGUUCCGCUGCCUCGAGCUAAGAAAUGCACACCACCUGCAGAAACCUUCUGUACCUCAUCAACUUCUGACGCCUCAACAAAGAAAGCAAGUGUAGUUGGAUCAACAUUGCAUGAUCCAAAAUAUGUGUUUACAUUUAAAGAGGGGCAUGGAAAAGAAUACCCACAUACUGUCUCUGAUGUGGUCCAUGGCUGCAAGCCAAGCAUGGACAUCACUUCGUUGACCUCCUCUGAGGAUGACAUAUUGCACCAUAAAGACAGUGAGUCAGUUAAGUCCGAGAAAAAAGUGAAGAUUGAAGACUUUGUGUCUGUACAUGCUGACAGGGACACUUUGCACUUAAGUGACAGCAAUGCCGAACAAAUAUCGACUCCAACAAAACUUCAGGAUGGCUCAGCCCCUCCAGAAAAUGUUUCUGGCAGUCCAAGCUUGGUAAAAUCCAGUCAGUCUCUACUCGAGUGGUGCAAGUACAUCACUCAGGGUCACAAAGGGCUAAGGAUCACCAACUUCAGCACCUCGUGGAGGAAUGGUCUGGCUUUUUGUGCCAUUUUGCAUCACUUUCACCCUGACAAGAUUAAUUAUGAACUACUAGACCCAUAUGACAUCAAGCACAACAACAAAAAGGCAUUUGACGGUUUUGCUGAGCUCGGCAUUUCCAGAUUGAUGGAGCCAUCAGACAUGGUCAUGCUGCCAGUGCCUGAUCGUCUCAUUGUCAUGACGUACCUCAGCCAGAUUCACGCUCAUUUCAUGGGCCAGGAGCUUAGCGUGCUUCACAUUGACAAAGACGCCAGUGAGUCCAGCUAUGCACUAACUGCGGAGCGGGAAGGCCAAGAGGACACAGAAGCGACCGUACGCUACUGUGCCCAGAGGCUUCAGGAGGAGGGCAUUACUUUGGAGACCAACGGCUCCACCAGCUCAACCGAAGAAGGUCAAAGCAACAUGGAUGUUCCUCCAACGCCCAGAAGCCAAUGCCCACAAGUGUUGUCUGGGGGCUGUGACUCCCCAUCACCCGUCGUACCGCCGAGGACUCACUUCCUGUCUAAGUCUACUUUCUCUCACGUUAAAGAUGCAGAUCUGCUCAGGAAACGCAGGUCUCAGAGGAGGAGCGCGUCUCAGGAGGACGCACACUCUUCAAUGGCUAUUGCUGAGCAAGAAGACAGUGAAGGCACUACAACAGAAAUGAUAGUGUCAACAGUGGCUGAGGAGGGAAGGCCAGAAGGACAGGACCCCAGCCAGUAUGUUUUAAGUCAAAUGGAAGCCCUGGAAGCAGAACAAAACCACAUAGAUAGCAGAGCUGCAGUUGUGGAGAGGAGUCUCAGACAACUCAUGGACACAAGCAGUGACAAGGUGCAAGAGGAGCGACUUAUUCAAGAAUGGUUCACACUGGUCAACAAGAAGAAUGCAUUGAUAAGACGACAGGAUCAUCUGCAGCUGCUGCUGGAGGAACAUGAUUUGGAAAGAAGGUUUGAGCUGUUAACCAAAGAGCUGCGAGACAUAAUGGCCCUUGAAGAGUGGCAGAAGACAUUGGCCCACAAGCACAGGGAGCAGCUGCUGCUCCAGGAACUGGUGUCACUGGUCAACCAGAGAGACCAGCUGGUCCACAGUAUGGACGCCAAGGAGAGAGGUGCUCUUGAGGAAGACGAGCGCCUGGAACGAGGCCUGGAGCAGCGCAGGAGGAAGUACGCCCAGCAGCAGCAGGACAAGUGUGUGAUCCAGUGAUCUUUACAAAAGGCUGUGGGUGGGUCCAUGUGGCACUUUGCUGUCAUAUUGCUGCCUCUUUGCUCCUGUCUUCAUGACUACAGAUUUAUAUACUUUUAGGAUGAGUUAUUUUUCAAGUGUUGUUGUUGGGAAGUGCCUUUUAAGACCGUGAACAAGUGACUCCAUUUUAAAUGUACAGUUUUAUCCUUUGACUUUCUGUAAGUCCUUUUAGUGCCAAUACAUCCACACAAGAGUGGAGAAGCAUAGUAUACAACUUACAACGAAACAUUGCAUGUGACCUCUCUUGUAAAAGCCAGCAUAGUUUACAGUGUCCUUACAGGAAUAUUGCUGCUUCAUAAUUUUUGAAUCGUUGAUUGGAUGCCUGUAGUUAAGCGUAAUCACCAAUGGAUGGCACCAAAAGCCACAUUUUCUGUUAAGGGACAUGCUUUGUUGGAAAAGAUUAUUAUACAAGGGACAAGUGGUAGAAAAUGGAUGGAUGGACUUACAUUUCCAUUAAUACGCUAAAAACCUAUAUUGGAUGACUUUAACUUAAAAAGUGUAUACCCAAAGUACAGUAACUGUUACAUAAUAUAUUUAAAGCUUUAUUUGUAUUGUGCCUUGUCACUGUAAAGUGAAAAGGGAUCUCUUUCCUUUUUAAUGUGCCUUUUUACUACUAGAUAUCGGCUCAAACAACCUGGCAUCAAUUUUUUUCCCAGUUUGUAAUUGUCUAUUCAUGGUUUUGGGAGCCUUUUGUAGGUGCAGAAUUUGCAAAGACCAAGUGUUAACACAUUUAGGUUUAUUAUGUUACCAUCGACAGCAGCCUAAAUCACUUUCACGGCUGCAAACAGGAGGAUAAGGGCAAGGAAUGCCGUAUUUAAGUUGUCUUUAAUUUAUUGCUUUCUUUUAAGAUUUUACUAUUUAUUCAAUUUGUCGCCUGCAGACGUGUCUUUUUUUUUUCCCUCCGAACCCAAAUUAUGCACUUGUUAUUGCUGCAUUGCACCUUAAAACAUGACAUAGGAACUGCAGUCGUACAAAUGAUGUACAGUAUGUAUGAAACAUUUGGAAAGCAUCUGGAAAUAGCAAGUUAUAGAUACAUGCAAGUCAGGAUGCUCUAAAAUAGGACUAGUUUUGAAUGAAAGAAGUAUUCCCUAUUGUCAAAAGUUUUUUGCAGUUAUGCUUGUUGUUCAAAAGAGUACUGACUGUUACUUUCAGGUUGUUUUCAUCCUUCAUAUGCACAUUUUGUCACGUUUGGAAAAGAUUUCAGUGCCUGCACAACUGCAAAUUGUUUGCAUUAAAUAUAUCUAUUUUAGUGUGAUUUUUGCCUUGUCCAGAGUGGUGGAUUUGAUUGGCAGACACAAGCAUCAGAAAGUGGGGCUAACGAGACACAAUUGCACACAUUUCCCAUCAUGUGAGCUCUUGUUGCAUGGGUUUCUUUCCAAAGAAAUGGUGAAAUAUAAAAUUGCCCACAAAAAAGAGGAACAAUUAAAAGACCAUGUUUUUAUUUGGAAAAGAGGAACAAUUUAAAUAGGAUGUUUUUAUUUGGAGCUAUGUUUAAAACAUAUUCUGGGAGAAAGUUAAAAUGACUUAAUUAAAGCAUGUCCAUUUAUUUUCUUUUUUUGGACA